Messenger RNA from Chelonoidis abingdonii (Abingdon island giant tortoise), 1123 nucleotides. The record is from RefSeq and is a predicted model, not a curated record. NCBI's taxonomy places the organism in Eukaryota, Metazoa, Chordata, Testudines, Testudinidae.
AUCUUGCUCCAGCUGCUUGUCAGCGCACCUCUGGGCUUGUUGCUGCUUCAUACUGCACACUGAAAAUAAAGGAAAUCCCCAGGCUGCAGUGUACGGGCAUUAAAGUCAUCUUGCUAAUUGAGAAUGGAGAAGGUUGUUGCUUGUCUAUACAGAAGGCCUAAUGCGCUUUAUAGGCUGAUUUGCUUCCCCUGGGCUGGAAGUGGCGCUACCCAUUUUGCACAAUGGGGGAAACACUUUGACAACUCAACAGAAGUUUAUUCUAUAAGUUUUCCUGGAAGAGGAUCUCGUGUUAAUGUCUUUGCAAAAGACAUGAAAACUAUUGUUAAUGACAUUACUAGUGUUUUGCUUCAAGACUUGCAAGAGAAACCUUUUGCAUUAUUUGGUCACAGUUUUGGAUCAUAUGUUAGUUUUGCGGUUGCACUACACUUGAAAGAAAAAUAUGGAUUACAACCAGUGCAUCUUUUUAUAUCAAGCGGAAGUGCCCCACAUACAACAUUUUGUUAUCCUCUCCACACGAUAAAAGACCAAGAUGAAGAAGAAAUUGUCAAAGGGAUACAGUCUCUUGGAGGUACUCCUCCUGACUUUCUGCAGAACAAAAAUGUUAUGAAACACUUCAUUCCUGCAUUAAGAGCAGAUUUGGCAGUUAUUCAGUCCUUUCUCUUUGAGGAAUAGGUAAUGGAUGGUCUCUCUUGUGACCUUACAUGCUUUGCUGGGUCUGAAGAUUUGCCAUUGGAUUUAGAAUCAUGGAAAGAUGUAACAAGUGGAGAUAUCACUAUUCACAAGCUUCCUGGAGGACACUUUUAUCUGCUGGACCCUGCUAAUGAAAUUUUCCUGAUAGACUAUAUGAAAAAAAUUUAUAGGAACUGCUGAUCUCUGAGUAUUUGCCUUUAUUUUGCUGGGAGAGGGGUCAAAGAUUAGUCCAAAGCAGUAAAUAAUACAAAAUAUUUUUUAUACACAUUUACAACUACCACAGUGACAAAGUAAGCAACUUUCUGUAGCAACAGGGCUAACAGUUGAUGUAUUAAUACAGGUGCAUCCUACAGCCAAAGGUUUUUCCAGGAUAUAAUUUAUGACGAUACUUAGGGAAAUCCUGAUUCUUAAAAAUAAACAGCCAGUACAUUAA